Clupea harengus (Atlantic herring) is the source of this 2061-nucleotide messenger RNA. It is a transcript of the gene tmem235b, whose product is annotated as transmembrane protein 235b. Gene Ontology annotation, cellular component: apical plasma membrane. The record is from RefSeq and is a predicted model, not a curated record. Lineage: Eukaryota; Metazoa; Chordata; Actinopteri; Clupeiformes; Clupeidae.
CGUGUCUCUUGGCGCGGGAGAGGAGCUUCGUACCCUUCCAGUGUGAGAUAGGUAACGCACCGCGUGAUAAAGUCAGGCAGGCUCGCCUUACAAAGCUGCGGUUUAUAAAUAUGAGAAAUAGCUGCGGCAACAUACAUUCUUUUUGACAAACAGUUCAUGUUGACUUAAGAAAACGAUUUAAACCAUCACCAAAUUACAAACUCUUCCGGAAAGGGACUCGCGCAUUUACCGAUCGUCGCUGAUGCGUGGACGAAGUUUCUCUCAUUCGCUUAUCUGUUCAUCUGGGCCGUCUAAAAAUCGCCAAAAUGAAAAUAACCUACGGCUCUGUCGUUGUCAGUGCUGGUUUUGCUGGCAUCUUAAGCUUCGGCUUUCUAGCGCUUGCUAUAGGGACUGAGUACUGGUACAUAAUUGAUGAUAACAGAUUCAACUAUACAGAGGACUCUCACUCUGGACUCUGGCGAACCCAUGAAGGGGAAACUGUCUACUCAUUCACUGCAGACACAGGAUCCUACUCGGACUUAGAGAAUUACCUGUACAGCAUGCACACGGUGAUCGCAGUGCUGCUGCCUCUGAGCCUGGUCAUGCUGGUGUUUGGGGGGAUCUGUGGGCUGGUCAGCUCCCUGGCUAGGAGCUCCUCUCUCCUCCUCGGCACGGCAUCCUACAUACUCAUUAGCAGUCUGCUGACGCUGUCUGGCGUGUGUCUGUACAUCAGCUACUCCCAGCAGGCGUGGCAGGAGACAGAGCGGCGCAUGGGAGAGGAACAAAUGGCACGCGUGUACACGUCCUUCGGCUGGUCUCUGGGCAUGGCCUGGCUCUCCUUCAUCCUGGAGGUGCUCACCGGGCUCCUCCUCUUCCUCGCCUCACGAAUGGUUGGCCCACAUUAAGGCCACUGUCUGCGCCUUCACUGAAAUAAACCAAACCUGCACUGGAGAAUCAAUCAGCACACAACAGCAUCACACACACACACAAAUACCUCAGGGGGUGGCAGUGGCUUUAAUGCUAAUCAAUAACUGUUUGAAGGAGAGUUCAAGAGAGUUGUACUGUUUUUGUGAACUUGGUUUCAGUCAUGGAAAAAGUACAGAAGAAGUUCAGAAGGACCACUAAAGAGAGUUAACACCAGUCGCCAGUUUCCUGGAAAUGCUGGACUGCAGAGUGUUUACCAAUGUAGAGUAUCUUGUCAUCUGCAGAUUAAUGGGAGGGUUGAGGUUUUCAAAUUGCUCCGUUAGCUUUAGACUGCUCUGUUCUGCUUGUUGUCCUGUAACAGAUGGUCUUCCUUUCAUUGCCACCUUGAUGUGAUUUUUCAUCACAUCCACUGGCCAUCAAGUAGACGUAUUGUGCUUGUUCUCUGUGCCAUGACAGUUACUGUAUCGCUUAGCUGUGCUUCUUUUCACGAGAGCGCAAUUGGAUUUUUCUGUAACCUUUGGAGUAUUUCAUGUUUGUGUCGAAGUGUUUGUGUGAGAACACUACUUUACUAUCCAUGCCUGAGAGAAUGUUGUUUAAACCACAUUAUUUCUGCCCCUUAAGAAAUCUGAUUAGUACCUCUCAAGGUUCAAGUGUCAGCGGCAUGGGAAGGCAGUAGAGACUAAAGAGAGAGCCUUUUGUCUGACUGUCAGCUUCUUCACAUGGAAAUGUGUUGUUAAUGGCUUUGAAGUCACUGCAUCAAAAUACCUGCUGUGAUAAAGAGAUGUAAUGCAGAUUCCAUAAAGGGAAAUGUGCCCAUUACAAUGUACAAGGCAUUUAUUUUUUUCAAUAAAUUUAUCAGAUAGGGAUUAAUAAAAAAUGUCUUUUCACCAAUGAAUCGUGAGACAAAUUAGGUGCAGAGAGAAAAUGAGAUACAUAAUGAUUCAAAAUGGAAAACCUAAUGGAAUUGAGGCUUAAAGUGUUUUUUCUUUCAAGCAGCAGGUUUGGGGGUCUAAGUGGAUUUUUUUCUCUUUGAUGUUUUACCAAAGUGUGUACCUGUUUAAAGGCAUCAGCAGUGACAAUAUCACUGUAUUGACAGGCAGAAACACUGUGCUUUAUGUUACACUUUGAUGCAUUUGAAAUAAUAAACAAUCAACUGGA